UGUAAUUUAAACAUGGCUCAGAUACGCCCACCAAAGUUCAAAGUGAACAGCUAUAAAUUGUUUCGAAAGAGUUAUGUGCUAGCGGUAAUUCAGAAACUAAAGCCAUUUAUCAAUGAACGCUAUGCUCAAUAUCUUUUAGAAGAGUCGAAAAGAGUUCACGUUCCGGAUGACAUGGAUGUGUCCCAAAAUGGGGCGUUACUGCAAAACCAAAAGGAAAAGUUAGACAAUUUUAUUGCCACCACAAUUGAUCCGUUCAAGCCAUUUUGGCAGAGUAGAACCAGCCAGGGACCAAGCACAAGCUUGUCAACCAUAGGAGAGUCUAUGAGAGACACGACACUUAGUGACAGUUCCAGUUCAAGUGAUUCGACUGGUAGCAUCAAUCAGAGUACGGAUCGGCAUUCUAGUGGAUCUACAGAUCUGGAUGGGAUUUAUCCGAUGUGGAAUAAUUUAUCCGAUUCACAAAGCUCAAAUUUGUCUAAUUCGAUUCACGAUUUCUUUGCUUCAACCGAUAAUCAAUUGCCAUUAGUCAAUUAUGCAGUGGUUCGACCAGCACCUCGAAUCGGACAUCGAACCGAAAUCGAUAUGACUUCAAUUGAAACACUCCUAAGGCGUCCAAUAUAUCUAGAGUAUUUAAUGGCCAAUGUCAAUAAGAUUGGAACAGAGCCGACUUUAGCAAUUGAGCUAAAUGAUCAGAUGCAUCUGGAGGACACCGAUCUCCCUGAUAACAAUAACUCUAACAUUAUUGAUUCCGUUCCGGGCACCAAUGUGGUUAGACCUGUUAGUACCUGGUUCCCAACUACAGAAAAAUUUCUUAAAUUUGUUUUAACUUAUUUGGUUGUCGUAUUCAUAAUUGGAUUUCUUUUCGCCCUUGUGCCUUAAGGAUUCUAUUUCCCUUUAGGCUAAAUUUUAUUUUAUACUUUGUAUCAAUUGAUUGCAAAUGUAUGUUUCAUCUAGAAGUUUUGCUGUACUUUAUACAAACAUAAAAUUUAAAAUAUAACAA
Messenger RNA from Drosophila innubila, 1000 nucleotides. RefSeq lists its product as uncharacterized. The coding region runs from base 13 to 879 and encodes 288 amino acids. The record is from RefSeq and is a predicted model, not a curated record. NCBI's taxonomy places the organism in Eukaryota, Metazoa, Arthropoda, Insecta, Diptera, Drosophilidae. The transcript has 3 exons.